UUUGUGCUCCCCAUAGUUCGGUUGAAACAGAGUAGGAGAGAAUCCAUGUGGGUCCGGUGUUGGUUUGUGUGCAGGAAAUGUAUGCCAACGAGCGAAAAGAUUGUAACAGCACCUCAUAGUUAGUUAGUCAGUCAAUAGAUUCCAAUCAUGUCAUCAUUUUUUAUUAAGAAAAAAGGACCGCAAAAGGUUUUCAAAAAGAGUGAUUUACCAGGUUCAAAAAGAAAGAAUGAUGGAAGCACAGGGAACAAACUCCAGAAAAAGUUAACUUCCAAACACAAUGAAGAAAUUUCCAGCGACUCUGAAACAGAAAGCCCUGCAGUGCACAGAAAAAGAAGGGCCAAUGUCGAAGAAGAGUUUGAUGAGACUCCACAGGAGAAAAAACUACGAUUAGCCAAACUUUACCUUGACCAGUUGAGGAAUGAGGAAGAAAAGAAGGCAGAGGAGGAGUCCUUUGAGUCUGAACUAAUAGCUGGAAGACUUGAAGAAGAUGUGCUAGAGCAGAAAGGAAAGCUUCAACGGAUGGUAGCAAAAGACCUCCUGCCGCCAGAUGAAUCAGAGAUUCGCUUGUUGAGAGGCCAUAAGCUGCCAGUGACCUGUCUGGUCAUCUCUCCCGAUGACAAGAAUGUCUUCUCGGCUGCCAAAGACUGCUCCAUCAUCAAAUGGGAUGUUGAAAGUGGUAAGAGACUGCACACGAUAGCUGGUGGCAGGAAAGGAACAGAGGAUCGUCAUUUAGGUCAUACGGCACAUAUCCUGUGCAUGUCCAUAUCAUCAGAUGGCAAAUACCUGGCAACAGGAGACAUGAAUAAGUUGAUCUUGAUUUGGGAGGCCGCAACUUGUAAACACCUGUACAAGUUCACAGGCCACAGAGGCCCUGUAUCGGGCCUAUCCUUCCGGAGAGGAACCCACGACUUGUACAGUGCCUCUCAUGACCGCUCCAUCAAGGUGUGGAAUGUAGACGAAAACGCCUAUGUGGAAACCCUGUUUGGUCACCAGGAUGUGAUCACAGGGCUGGACAGUGGAAGCCGGGAGCGCUGUGUGACUGCAGGGGGGAGGGACCGCACUGUGAGGGUGUGGAAGAUUGCAGAGGAGUCCCAGCUAGUGUUCCACGGCCAUGAUGGCUCCAUUGACUGUAUCCAGCUGAUCAACGAAGAACACAUGAUAACAGGCUCUGAUGAUGGCUCUGUGUCCCUGUGGAACGUGAACAAGAAGAAGCCCCUCAGCACGGUGAAGGCAGCCCAUGGUCAGCAUGGGGACAUGGGGCUGGAGCAGCCCUACUGGGUGUCAGCUGUGGCAGCUCUGCAUAACUCUGACACUGUAGCCUCAGGUGCCAACGGCCGUUCCCACAACUCUAAAGUGCAGCUGUGGAAGUGUGGCCAGGGUUUCCGUCGCCUGGAGCCUCUCUUCAGUGUUCCUGUGAAUGGUUUUGUCAACAGUCUUAAAUUUUCCAGUUCUGGGAAGUUCCUGGUGGCAGGAGUAGGUCAGGAACACAGGCUCGGCCGGUGGUGGUCACUCAAGGGUGUUAAGAAUGGACUCUACAUUAUUCCUCUCAAAAGACAACUGUCAGAGAAGCUGGAUGCUCCAAAUGCUGAAGAGAAAACGGAGUAGCUGUUCUUUAUAUGCCAUAUCCUGUGUAUGAACAUUUAUUUAGAUUUUGUAAAUUAAAUUCUGUACACAAAUGUUUUUUGUA
Esox lucius (northern pike) is the source of this 1687-nucleotide messenger RNA. It is a transcript of the gene rrp9, whose product is annotated as ribosomal RNA processing 9, U3 small nucleolar RNA binding protein. Gene Ontology annotation, cellular component: small-subunit processome. Lineage: Eukaryota; Metazoa; Chordata; Actinopteri; Esociformes; Esocidae. The record is from RefSeq and is a predicted model, not a curated record. The coding region runs from base 148 to 1605 and encodes 485 amino acids. Gene Ontology annotation, molecular function: snoRNA binding; protein binding. The transcript is spliced from 14 exons.